Messenger RNA from Procambarus clarkii (red swamp crayfish), 1000 nucleotides. Its product is annotated as cuticle protein 7. NCBI's taxonomy places the organism in Eukaryota, Metazoa, Arthropoda, Malacostraca, Decapoda, Cambaridae. The record is from RefSeq and is a predicted model, not a curated record. Gene Ontology annotation, cellular component: extracellular matrix.
GGAAACGCAGGAUCACCACUCACUUCCCAACCUCCAGGAUGGCACUCAAUAUUGUAAUGGUGGUGAUGGUGGCGAUGGUGGUGGUGGCGGCGUCCAGUGCUGGCGUCCGAAGUCGCUACGCCAGGGAACUCCUGCCAUACGCUCCGGCGGGAUACGCCAAGCCUGUCUAUCCCAACGCCAUUCCCAUCUAUAACUUCGACUACAAGGUACAAGACGACUACACUGGCUCGCACUUCGGCCACGCGGAGGCCCGCGAAGGCUACAAGACCCAGGGUAAAUACUUCGUCCACCUCCCCGACGGUCGUAUCCAGACUGUCACUUACUACGCCGACGAGACGGGUUACCACCCCACCGUCACCUACGAGGGCGUCGCCAAGUACCCGGUUCACGCUGUCAAAGCCGCGGUUCCCCUCAAACCGGUUGGAUCCUACGGCGUUCCAAGCCCAGCAUAUUUCUAGAUGACGACCGGACUCCACAAAAGACGAAAUAUAUAAGUUUCUCAACAACCACAUUAAACAAUGUAUAGAAGUCACAACACAAUUACAACUUCAGUUCAUUAUAACUCGCUCUUGGUUCUUAUAUUUUUAAUUCCAGUUCUUCCCAAAGACUUUAUUAUAGAGACAGUUAUUGACACGUAUUAUUGCAGACAAAAAUUAUGCAAUUGAUAACAAAAAACUUUGUGAACUUUGCUGUACACAUUGAUGCUUGGCUUGCGCUAGACUCAAGCGUUGUUCACAGGAUUGGAUUAACAGGAAUAAACAUUGCGGCUGUACGACAGGAUCGAACCCGAGUCCCUAUAAUCACCUCAGACACAUGCACUAUCGACUGGACCUGACGUGAUCAGAGCCGCGAGUUCGAUCCUGUCAAACUACCUCAACGUUUAUUCAGAUAUUCACCACGUUAUUGUGAUUUGUAUUGGAUAAACUUUUCCAGGUACCAAACAGGCUUGUGGGCACCUAUUUAGGGUACGAUUGUAAAAUAAAUGCAUACACCUUCUAAA